AUGCGGUCAUGGCGGCGCUGCCUGUCAACCUCCACCCCGAAACUCAACUCCGCACCCCCAGGUCCCCUUGCUCUGCGAUGCGCCCAGCUGUUUGAAGCCUCCCAGCCUUCCCUGAGCGACAAUACCUCCCUGGACCACCGCGAGGUGGUUGUUCGAGGGCUGGUGCGAUCGGUGCGUAAGCAGAAACACUGGGCGUUUGCGGAGAUCUCGGACGGGUCGACGAUUCAGCCUGUGCAGGCUAUUUUGUCGCCGGAGCAAGCUGCGGAUUUAACGACUGGAGGAGCUGUUGAGAUAUCCGGUGUUUGGACUCCGUCUCCCGGUAGAAAUCAGAGUCAUGAGUUAAAAGCUACUGAUGUGAAGCUUGUUGGAGAAGCAGAUCCUCAGACAUAUCCAAUCCAAAAGAAAUACCACAGUCAAGACUUCCUCCGAACAAUUCCCCAUCUACGAUUCAGAACUCCUUUCAACUCCCUCCUCUCCCGUUUCCGUUCAGAAUGUAUAUACCAAGCUACGAACGUCUUUCACUCGCGCCCAGGUUUAAACUUCAUCCAGGUCCAGCCGCCCCUAAUCACGUCAUCGGAUUGUGAAGGCGCUGGUGAAGUUUUCAGAGUGAGCCCGCGCGAAGCCGCUGCUGAAGGCGAAGAUGAAGAAUACUUCCGGGCACCCAAAUAUCUCACCGUCUCCUCACAACUCCACCUGGAAGCUUAUGCCGCGGACCUGGGCAAUGUAUGGACGCUCUCGCCUACGUUUCGCGCUGAGAAAAGUGAUACGCCGAGACAUUUAAGCGAGUUCUACAUGCUUGAGGCGGAGUUGAAUUUUGUGAACGAUUUGGAUGAAUUGACAAAAUUCGUGGAGUCGUUUAUUCGCGAGUUGACGGAAAAACUAUACAAUACUCCCGUGGCACGAGAGCUCUUCACUGCGAAGCGAUCAGGAGAAUCCGGUCGAACGGUUGUCAAUUCCGAGGUGACUGAGCGCUGGAAAGGCCUGAUGGGUGCUGCUACGUGGCCGAGAAUUACAUACACGGAAGCGAUUGAAUUGUUGCAGAACGCGUCUAUGAAAUCGGACAAAGUAGAAUUUAAGUCCUGUCCCUCGUGGCCUGCAGGAAUCCAGGUCGAACACGAAAAAUACCUAGUCUCUACUGUGGGCAACGGCGCACCGAUCUUUAUCACUGAUUAUCCGAAAGCCCUGAAGCCGUUUUAUAUGGCUCCUUCUGGCACGCAAUCCACGGAUCCGGAAAAAGAAACGGUAGCUUGCUUUGAUCUCAUCAUGCCGAAAGUCUGUGAGGUUGUUGGUGGUUCUCUGCGUGAGCAUAGAUUAGAGAAUCUGAUCCAGAAUAUGCGUGAGCACGAGAUGCUCAGGGCUCGACCUAAUGAGGGCUCAUCUGUUGCCUCUGAUGACAUGACGUAUCCCUUCUUACGACCAGACGAAGACUUGGGCUCGCUCCGAUGGUAUGCCGACCUGAGACGAUGGGGCAGUGCACCCCAUGGCGGGUUUGGACUUGGAUUCGAUAGGUUUUUGAGUUAUUUAGCGGGCGUGGGAAGUAUCCGGGACGUUGUCCCCUUCCCAAGAUACUUUGGAAAAGCCGAUUGUUGA
Coccidioides immitis RS is the source of this 1590-nucleotide messenger RNA. RefSeq names its product asparaginyl-tRNA synthetase. Gene Ontology annotation, molecular function: nucleic acid binding; ATP binding; asparagine-tRNA ligase activity. The coding region runs from base 1 to 1590 and encodes 529 amino acids. The record is from RefSeq and is a predicted model, not a curated record. The transcript has 3 exons. Gene Ontology annotation, cellular component: mitochondrion. Gene Ontology annotation, biological process: asparaginyl-tRNA aminoacylation. Lineage: Eukaryota; Fungi; Ascomycota; Eurotiomycetes; Onygenales; Onygenaceae.